GGCCGCCCUUCGCGUCUUCAUCUCCUCGGCUUCCUGGGGUCCCCGCCGCCUCCGUGGUCGAGACCGAAGAUUUCACUGUAUAUAUUCCUUGGUUCUUGCUUCCUUGGGAAGCAUGAGUCUGUUGGAACUUGGGACAAGAAGAAAACAAGAUAUCUCUACAACAAAACCCAGACACUAAAAAGAGGUCCCAAACUCUGGAGAGCCAGGACACAAACAUGGCAGACAGUGGCUGCAGGGACCCUGUGGAAGACUCUCAAAAGGAUUUGGAAAACGAACCCUCAGUCAACUCUCAAGGACAGGGCAACACAGUCUCACCGAGUGACCCUGAAGAAACCCAGACUCUACCUCCUGCCUCUGAUCUCAAGAGCGACCCUCAUGAGGUAGGGGCCAAAGGUCAAGAGCAUGCAGACACAGGUGACAGAUCAGAGAGUUCAGAGGAGACGACUUCAGACAAGCGUUCGAUGGAUAAAGCAGAACCCAAGAGCAGCCCGAGCUCUCAGGACACAGAGCAGGGGCACCGCCCCCCCUCGGAACACCUGGGUGGAGAGGCCCUGCAUCUGGAUCCUCACUGCUCUCAAAGCAGCGAGGCGGAAAGAGGAGAUGCCCAGCUGGGGGGCAGUUCUGCAGCUGCCCCCAAGGGAGCAGGAGACGGACGGGAAGCUGCUCAGGAGCCACUUGCUGCAGACUCCACCGAUGCCCAGAGUUCUGCUUAUCCCAGUGCAGGCCCAGGGAGCCAGGGCCACGUGAGGAGACGACAGCCUAUGCCAGAGGAUGGAAGUCCUGAAGAAGAGAUGCAGUCAGUGAGGGAAAAGGAAGAAGCUGCACAGGAAAGACUGAGGAAGACAGACAGCAGGAGUCUCUGGAGCUAUGGUCCUAUGUUUCUCGGCCUCCUGAUUGUGGCUCUUGUGCUACAUUCCGUCAACAGUUACUAUUUCUCCCCGGUCCAGCAAGUGCCCCAGAACCCAGCUUUGGAGGCUUUCCUGGCUCAGUUUAGCCAGCUGAAGGAUAAAUUUCCAGGUCAGAGUUCCUUUCUGUGGCAGCGAGGAAGGAAGUUUCUCCAGAAGCACCUCAAUGCUUCAAACCCCACUGAGCCUGCCACCGUCAUCUUUACAGCUGCUCGAGAGGGACGGGAGACCCUCAAGUGUCUGAGCCACCAUGUUGCCAACGCCUACACAUCUUCCCAGAAAGUGUCAGCUGUCUCCAUAGACGGCGCUGAAAGAGCCCUGCAGGACAGUGACACCAUCAAGCUGUGGGUUGACUUGGAGCUUAGUAAUGGAUUUGAGAAUGGCCAUAAGGCUGCUGUAGUCCACCGCUUCGAAUCCCUUCCUGCAGGCUCCACCCUGAUCUUCUAUAAGUACUGUGACCAUGAGAAUGCGGCUUUUAAAGACGUGGCCCUCGUCCUGACCGUCCUGCUGGAGGAGGAGACAUUAGCAGCAAGCGUAGGCCCCAGGGAAACGGAAGAGAAAGUGAGGGAUUUACUCUGGGCUAAGUUCACCAACUCUGAAACUCCCAGCUCCUUCAGCCACAUGGACUCAGACAAACUGAGUGGGCUGUGGAGUCGCAUUUCCCACCUGGUGCUGCCCGUCCAGCCCGUCAAGAACAUAGAAGAGCAAGGCUGCCUUUUGUGAAGCCAGGCCCAGCCCAGCUCCGGUCCCCUGGGGGGAGGUGGUGAGUUAGCUUGUGGCAGGAAACAGCUGAGAAAAGGAGCUUUUCUUUUUUUUUCUUUUUACUUUUAUGAAAACUUUCUAGUCUAAACUUUGAUAAAGCCAACAAUUGGCCUGAUGGUUGGUUUUCUUUGCCUUUUUAAGCAAAUCAGGCCUAAAAUACAACAUGAAUCAUAACACUGAGGGAUUGUUUAAAUCCCCCUGGGCAGAAUCACUGCAUAGGAAGAUCUGAUUUUCAGAGGAACUGCAGCUGCCUUGGGAGGACUCCAAAGGGCCUCGGACUAAUAAUUCCAAUGAUUUCAGGGAACUCUUCUGCCACUUAUUAAGUAUUUUUAAGGUUUACUUUAAUAAUUUAGAGCCGGGCGAUGGUGGCGCACGCCUUUAAUCCCAGCACUCGGGAGGCAGAGGCAGGCGGAUCUCUGUGAGUUCAAAACAGCCUGGUCUACAGAGCAAGGUCCGGGCCAGGCUCCAAAGCCACAGAGAAACCCUGUCUCAAAAAACACACACAAAAAAAAACUUUAAUAAUUUAGUUGUGGAGUUGUAUCUUACACAGAUUUGCACUUUGAAUAGAUGAAAACAGGAAGGUAAAAUUACCCUCCAAAUCCUACCUAAAAACUUGGUUCAUGUCUGCUUUUAUUCCAUCAAUGAGCUAGGGGAAGACGGCUUUGUUAAAAGAAAGUGUUCCUGAGUUGGAAUCAAUGUAGUAAUUGGUAGGAGUCCCUGGAGGUGAGGAAAUCCCAACUGGCUGUAUCGUUUCUCUGUGCCCACCAGCAGCCCCUUGCUUCACAUCUCCGCUCUUGGCUUUUGUAUUUGGGGUUCUCUGUUAAGACUUCAGUGGAACUCAGUUUCACUGAUAAGGAAGUUUGAAAACCACUGAUGAAGUGAAAAGCAUAUUCUAAAGAUACAAACUUGGGUAGGAAGAGAUGAAAGCGGUAGAGCUUAGGAGUAGGGAGAUGAAGUGAGGUUGGUUGUAGAGGGUAGUAGAGACCUACAGAAGGCCUACUAUACUGUAGGCUGUAGAGACAUGGCCUCUGGCUGGUUCAUUCUGUUCAUUGCUUCUGCUGCCGAGGGCUGGAAUGUCACAACUGUCUGUGAUGAACGUUGAGUGCAUAACUUUACCAAUGGUAUUUACUGUGCUCUGGUGGGACGUCACAUUCGUUUCUUGACAGCUAGUUAGAAAUGCCAUUAGGGAAGGAAUUGGAGAAAUGCAAGAGGAUGUUCUACGUAGGGAAGAGAGAGAGAGUGGCCAACAGCACAUCCUGUGGCCCUGUGAUUGUUAGCCUGGGGCCAAUAGCUGCUGAUCCGCACACAAAGGCUAAAGUAAAACUCUAGUAAGAUAACCCCAUCCACAAAGGUCUGUUCCAUUACGUGGAUGGGAACAGCCCUGGAAUUUUGCACUAGGUUUUGGCUUGUCUGCUGCUAUGAGAUCAUGUAUAUAAUUAAGAAGUUAAGUUAUUGAGUGUGGAGGGAGUUUAGGGAACACUAAGAUGUCUAUCGAUAGUUAAAAGAUCACAAAGACCUGGGGUAGGGAGUGAGCUGAAAGUGUUUGCCACAGAAAAAUCAUAGACUGGCUUUGGGCGGAGCCUUUGCUGCACUAGGGUGGAGGAACACAGGAAGAAAUGGUACAUUUGCAAUUCUGAAGGACUCUUGUAAUAGAUUUGAGAAAAGACCUAAACCCAAAGUUUAAGCAUAGUAAAUGGAAUUUGAGUGUCGACCCAGUGUAGAACAGAGGGACUGGAGAAAAAUUUGUGUGACAUCAUUUGUUUUUUUCUGUAUUUCUAGACUUCUCUUUGUUUGUUUUGAAUGCUAGUGGCUUGUAUAGCCCUGGCUGGCCUGGUCCUCACUCUGGCCAAGGGGGACUUUGAAGUUAGAGUAAUUUCUCAUGCCUCAGUUCCCUGAAUGUUGGGGUUAUAGGUUUAUGCUGCCAUACCUGGCUUUAAUCUCAGCCCUUAUCCAAGUAUCACUUCACAGAAAACCAAGGGUGCCUUCAGAACUUCGUGUUGGCCUUUGACCUGCGCUAGCUACCUCAGGCUGCAGAGGAAGUGGUCUAAAGUGUUUGUACGCAGUCUGUGUCCAUGGCUCAGAUCACAGGUGGAACAAGUUUCUUCAUUUGGUUGAAUAUAGCUUUACGUAAUUUGCUGCCAACAUAAAUUUAGGAUAUAAUUCAUUUCUAAAAUUUAAUUAAUUUUAAUUGUUUUUACUGUUGACUUUAUUAAAAUACUUUUCAUUCUAUACAUUAGUGCAAUCAACUGAGACUUGUCAGUUUUCUAUCCACUAUUUCAAAACCCUUUUUUUAUUUAAUUUUUUUCAGUACUGGGGAUUGAAUCCAGGGCCUUGAUGUUCAAGAAAAGUGCUCUACCACUAAGCUACAUCCCCAGACCUCUUAAAAAUUAUUUUGAAAAGAGUAAUAUAUUUGUUUGGGCUCAAAACAAAGGAUUUUUUGUUUUUGAUACAGAGUCCAAACUACAUAGCCCAAACUAGUGAUUCUCAGGCCUUAGACUUCUAGCUUCUACAUGAUAGAAUUAUAGAAGUGUGCCACUACACUAGCUUCAUGUAAUUACUUUUUUAAACAAAAAUAUAUUUUAAGAUGUACAUAUAAUUAAAAUUUAACCUGAGCUGGGUGGUGGUGGCACACGCCUUUAAUCCCAGCACUCGGGAGGCAGAGGCAGGUGGAUCUUUGUGGGUUCGAGGCCAGCCUGUCUACAAGAGCUAUUCCAGGGCAGGCCUUAAAGCCACAGAGAAACCCUGUUUCAAAAGAAAAAAAAAGAAAAAAGGAAAAAAAUAUGAUGUACUGCCUUCUAGUGCAUUGUUCUUCACAUUUUUCUUUUUUGUGAUAAUUUGCUUGCCUUAGAAAAAUUAUUGGGCUGGAGAGAUGGCUCAGAGGUUAAGAGCAUUGCCUGCUCUUCCAAAGUUCCUGAGUUCAAUUCCCAGCAACCACAUGGUGACUCACAACCAUCUAUAAUAAAAUCUGGUACCCCUUCAUCUGUAAUAAAAUCUGGUACCCUCUUCUGGUGUGCCAGCAGAACACUGUAUACAUAGUAAAUAACUAAAUCUUUAAAAAAAAAAAAGAAAGAAAAAUUAUUUGCAGCUACAUGACAGAAAACGUCAUGUUUGAACGUCACAGUUUAAUACCACCAUAUAUACAUAUUUACACACACACACAUUAUUUGUUUUGGUGCGGGAGAAUUGUCUGUAUUCUGUCAAUCAUGUUAUAAAUAAAUGCUGAUUGGCCAGGCAGGAAAUACAGGUGGGAAAACCAGACAGGAAGCAAAAAUGAUGUAAGGAGAACAGGAGAAUUCUGGGAAGGAGGAAGCUGAUUCCUCCCACGCCUGCCCAGACCACCAAAGCAACAGGAUGUGAUCUACCCCACUGAAAAAAGGUACUCAGCCACAUGGCUAACAUAGAUCAGAAAAAUGGGUUAUCAAGAUGUGAGAGUUAGCCAGUGAGAGGCUAGAGCUAAUGGGCCAAUCAGUUUAUAAUUUAUGGAGACCUAUGUGUGAUUUUCUCUGGGGCUAAACAAUUGAGGGGGACCUGGUGGGAGGACAAAAACCCCAACAACAAACAAGCUAGGCCUGUCCAUGUUACAUUGUUUGUUUGUUUGUUUGUUUAAUGGGAAUCCUUUCUUGAGUAAUACCAAGAAGCAAGCAGGGUGAGAAUUAGAAACUGGACUUGGAUUUUUCCCUUUCAGGUAAAAAAAAGCUUUCAGAGAUUAACAAAGAAGUUCUAGAGAGUUGUUUCCACUGAAAUAAUUUUAGUAAAUUUUACCUGGAAGCCCUCAGGCGUAGGGUAGUGAGGCUCGGCCUGUGGCCCAAGAGCUGGCUGAUGAGAGAGCAUCGUCUCACAGCCUUUCUGCUGUUAGGCUGUGACCGACAGAUGUGGCCUGCGAAAGUGAGGGUACCACAGCAAGAUGACUUCACCAGCACACUUACUUCCUCUGUCUACCAAGAUUUCCUAACUGCCAAUUUUGCCUCUAUGCAUUUGCCAAUGUAAUGGCUUUGACAGUAUUGAUGUCAGACUUGCUCGUGCCUCCAUGUCUGCUUUUUGCAUAUGUUUCCAUAAUGAUGAUGUUGACUGUGCCUUAUUCAAUUUUUGGUUGAUACACAAAUAAACCUUAAUUUUUCC
This is a messenger RNA of Microtus ochrogaster (prairie vole), 5786 nucleotides long. Its product is annotated as torsin-1A-interacting protein 2-like. Gene Ontology annotation, biological process: endoplasmic reticulum organization; membrane organization. Gene Ontology annotation, cellular component: membrane; endoplasmic reticulum. NCBI's taxonomy places the organism in Eukaryota, Metazoa, Chordata, Mammalia, Rodentia, Cricetidae. The record is from RefSeq and is a predicted model, not a curated record. Gene Ontology annotation, molecular function: ATPase activator activity.